UCUACGAGAACGAGAGCAACCCCAGCGAUGUAUUCUUCGCUGCUGAGCGUUGAAUUGAUUCUGAGCCACCAAGAAAACUCUGCAGCAUUGCAGGAUCUGGGCCCCACUAUCUCUGAUUUCCUGGGCCCGGACAGCAACCUCUCGCUGCACGACGCUUGCAAGAUCGGAUCCCUGAAGCUGCUGAACUGGAUCUGGCGCGUUAGCUUCAGUGACAUUAGCUCCAGGUCUUCCAGUUGGUCGCCCACCUGCUUUUUGCAGUCCAAUCGCCAUUACUAUCGAUGGCAAUUCUCCGAGUCAUUGGAGAUCGCUGCAGGUCAAGGCGAUUUGACGGUUGUCAAGUGGCUCCUUGAGCGCUUUAAGGACUGCGAAGUGGCCGUAGAAGUGGUGGAAGCUGCAGCCAAGAACGGACAUUUGGAGAUACUGCUGAUUUUAUUGGAGACUGAUGUGGAGAGGAUGAAGACUGGACACAAAGUGCAUUGGGGUGGGCACAGCCUUAGCAAUGCUGUCGAGAAUGGUCACUCAGAUGUUGUUCAUUGGUUGUGCCAAUACAAAAUAUCUGAGUUCGGUGAAGCUCAGAUCACAAAUGCCAUCACGACCGCUCUACGUGUGGGGAAUACGAAGCUGGCCGAGUUUCUGCUCCCUCCGGGCAAGUGCAUUCUGGACUAUGGCCAAUACUGUCCACAUCCGGAUAUUAUCCAAUGGAAGUUGGACUGUGGAUAUUUCCGACAAGAUUUUUUCAGCGCUGGAGUUGCCAUCAAGAAUCUGGUUCAUUCGGAACGCUUGGAUUUAAUGCAGCGGAUUGCAGAACAGCAAAACCCACCUCCGGACGACGCGGAGUGGACUACUGACUGGCGUUGCGCUAUGGUCCUCGCUUGUGUGUACGGCAAUCGUGAUAUUCUCCAAUGGUUGAUGGAGCACCCGGCUGGUCGAUGGACGCUCGAAGGAGACGAUAGACUGUACUCUGAGCUCGUAUUCAGCGCAGCAUACAAAGGGAGCAUCCAGGUCAUGGAAUAUCUAUUCGAACUAGGAGCUGUCGAUAAAAUCUGUGAUGCUCUACUGCACGCAAUCCGAGAGGAUCACAUCGACUUAGUCAAGUGGCUGAUCGACCAUAUUCCCGAUUCGGAACGCAUUCCGGACUAUUGCGUACUGGAUGAAGCUGCAAGGUACGGACGCUUGGAGAUGCUCCAGUAUUUCCAAGAGCAGGAUGUGUCGGUCGUUCCUGAAUUCUCUCAUUCCGUAAGACGAGUUCGGAGUUCCAGUAGAGAGAAACACAUGACGCAAAUGUUCGUGCCUGCUUCGGAUAAUUAUCUGAAAGUGCACGCAACGUUGUGUAGAUACCGCUCCCAGUGGCUUCCAACUGAUCCCAUGGACGACGCAGCAGCUAAUGGCCAUCUCGAAGUGGUGAAAUGGCUGCAUGUUCAUCGGUCAGAAGGCUGCACACCUGCUGCGAUGGACUGUGCUGCUGCUAAUGGCCACUUAGAGGUAGUAAAAUGGCUUCAUAACCAUCGACUGGAGGGAUGCACUAGCAAGGCAAUGGACGGAGCCGCUGAGAACGGACACCUUGAUGUGAUCUGGUGGUUGUAUGUGAACCACUUCGAGGGUUGCACACAGAAAGCGAUUGAAGGAGCGUUGAGCAAUGGGCACUUACGUGUAUCUGCAUGGCUGCUCUCGCACUUACCGUUUGGAAGGCCUUUAAGCGUGGAACUGUGGCGACGUCCGGACAACCUGUUUGAGGUGCUACUGUUCCUGUAUCGCCAUUUCAGCAACUCCCUCAGUCUCAGCCUGGUCGAGUACCCAAAGGGGAUUCUGCUGGACUCCAGCUCCAAGUCGAGCCAUAAACAUAUCGUAGCCUGGCUGCAAGUAGAAUUCCCAGUCGUGUUUGCGGGCGUGGACGAAGAAUGGUAAAUUUUGUUGAUAAAACAUGUAGCACGAUUAACAUUUAUUGCUAGAGUAUAUAUAUGUUUAAUUAAACAGUUAAACCUGA
Messenger RNA from Phytophthora nicotianae INRA-310, 1984 nucleotides. RefSeq lists its product as hypothetical. The transcript has a single exon. Gene Ontology annotation, molecular function: protein binding. Lineage: Eukaryota; Oomycota; Peronosporomycetes; Peronosporales; Peronosporaceae. The record is from RefSeq and is a predicted model, not a curated record. The coding region runs from base 28 to 1905 and encodes 625 amino acids.